AUGACAAUACCAGAUGGAACAACGACAAGCAGUCCGAUGCUCAAUAAGAAUAAGAAUAGUACUAGAGAAAAAUCACCAUCUCGCUUGUCGUAUCUAAUACGACCAACAACGCCAUGUAUAUUUGGAACAGAAAGUUACGAUGAUAAAUUAGUAAAUGAGGAUGAAUUCUUCCUAACUGCAGGUGGUAUUAUUCAUUCAUGUCCGAAUAUCUAUGAAUUAUUAAUAAACGAUGACUAUGAAAAUCGACAAUGUCAAUCGUGUGAUCAUUUUAUGUUUAUUCAUGAACAAACAACAUCAAUAGAUACUCGUUUAAACACGUAUGAUACAGAAUUCAAUCGUUAUUCCAUUUUGCCACGUUUUCAACCGAUAUCAUCCUCAUUACUAUCAACUGAUUCGAUCAAUUCCGAAAUAGAAUUAUAUAAGGAAAGACAUGCAUUUGGUCUUUCUCGAAACUAUCAGAAUGCUGUAUCAAUAAACUCUUCAUUGUUACCAAAAAUAUGGAAAUCUGACAAUUAUCUUUUGUGCAUACCUGCUCUUCAUCGUGGAUUUUCAUUAUCAACUUCAAUUGAUACGAAUAAACGAUCACAUUCAAAUAAUAUUCCUAUUUGA
Rotaria socialis is the source of this 609-nucleotide messenger RNA. The record is from the annotation of a GenBank genome assembly. NCBI's taxonomy places the organism in Eukaryota, Metazoa, Rotifera, Eurotatoria, Philodinida, Philodinidae.